GAUAACUUAUCAGUAAAAUACUAACGAGAUAUUUCACUCGCGUUAGUAAACUCUUCUACAUUCGUGACAAAUACAUCGUUUAAAAAAAAUGUUAAGUGAAGACCAAAAUAAACAGGCGUUACUUUGGAUACAGGAAUCCAUCGGAUCGUCCAAGUUCAAAGUCAACUUUGAAAGAAGAGAAGACAAUCUGGAAGGAUUCAUGGCUGAUACGUUGUUAGCUGAAGUUAUACUAGAAAAGGACGAAAUAUUGUAUCUUUUUAUUAAAAUAGGACGCCUGAAUGUUCAAAGUAAAGCACCAGUAGUACUCAACUGUUGUAAACGGGAAAUUUACUUUUACAGAAAUGUGGUGUCAUCCUAUCAACGAUUUCUAAAAGAGAAGAAUAUAAGAGAGGAGGAUUUUCUUUCCAUGCCAAAAUGCUACAAAACAUUUCUUAGUGACACUGAAGAAGUUAUUGUUCUAGAAGAUAUAAAACGAAAAGGGUACCAGAUGUUCAAUAGACGACUACCAAUGAAUAUAAGUCACAUAAAGAUGGUCUUAACAGGCUUGGCAAAGUUACACUCUAUUUCCUUUGCACUGAAAGCUCAGAAACUGGACGAGUUUGCCAAACUUACAGAAAAUUACAGUUCAAUUUUGGGGAAAAGCAUGGAAUUCUACAGGCAGACAUUUAAUGAUCGUCUAGAUAAACUUGUAAAAAAAUUACAGUCAUAUGGCAAAAACAUUCAGGCAGAAAAAGUUGAAAAAUUAAAAAAAUUAGACAUUAUUGAUAUUUUACAACGUAUUAUAGAUGACAAACCAAAAGAAUCAAUUGUGUUACACGGAGAUAUCCAUAAUAAUAACAUAAUGUUUCAAUAUAAGGACUCAAAUAGAGAAGAUCCGUCAAAACUAAUAAUAUUCGAUUUCCAACAAUCUUUCCUACAUUCACCAGUAAUAGAUCUAAGCUACUUCUGGCAUUUUGUAGCAUCUACACACGAAUAUCCUCAUCUUACUGAACUGUUGGAAUUUUAUCAUAAAGAACUUUCAACGAGUAUGGAACUUUUAGGAUGUAACUCGGAUGAACUAUUUUCUCUAGAUACCUUAUGGACGCACUGGAAGAAGUAUUCUAUAUAUGGAUUUAUUCAAGCGGUAUUGUUUACGUAUUUAUUAUAUGUUGAUAAAGAAGAUUUGGACAAAACAAAGGACAGCUCUUAUGGAACCAAAGUUCAGCAGCUUGUUGGAGUCAAGCUGAAAAAUGAUGAAGCUUACAUACAUAGAAUAUCAACAUUAAUUGAUUACUAUAAGCUAGAUUGAGCCGUAUUUAUACAGUUAUUAAUAAUAUACUUGAGUCAGUCCGCUCCAACUUUUCUCAUGCAUCGCGAUUUAUUUUCAAACAAAUUAAGUCAAAACCUAAAGUGAAACGUACGCUGAUGUAUGUAGUAUAUAGUAUACAGUAUACAAAAUGUAUAUAGAUGUUACCGUAAAAACCCGAUUUCAGUUAAAACCCGAAUUUACUAGGAAAACUAGUUUUCACUGUGGGCUUUAGACAAUUCUAGUUUUAACUAGUUAAAACUAGUACUACCAAAUAUUUGCAGUUAAUUCUAGUUGAGACUACGCAUAUUUCAGUCAAAAUUAGUUUUUACUAAACUUUUCGGUAUUUUCCAGAUUCAACUUAAACUCGGUAAAUAAUUUGCUACUCCGGAUGUUUGCAAAUAAUUUCUCUAAAACGUGAAAUACUGGACAAGAUCGUAAACGUAAAAAAACACAAGUCCUUUUGACCACGUUUUUGUGUUAUUUUCUUGCAUCCAGGCUGCUAACGGUUUCUUGAUGUCUUGGUAAGCUCGCUUGACUGAACCUUGACUCUGGCUGUGCCUUGGCUUUCCAUGAACUAAUUUUGCCUCAGGCCAGUAUGACAUUACCUCAUUUAUAACUGCAUUCCCGAACUCUCGGCCAAAUGCCUGGUGCGCCAAAAGUCAAGAAUAUAUCUGUUAAUUGAUAAGCCACUUCUUUCCCCCUUUUACGUUGUAAUGGUCUCAACAAAACAAAUUUUGUUAAAAGGUCUUGAUAAACCAUAAUAAACUUGCAGCCGUAAUCCUUUUCUGAUUGUAUAUCGAUCAAAUCUACUUAACAGCGACUAUUCAUUUCUGAAUGCAAUAUAGGCUUCGACACAAGACACCUCUUCGCUUUACUCUUCUUCCGUUGGCAGGUUUCAUACAUUUAUAUAAAAUUAUUGAACAUAUCAAUUGUUAUAUUUGCGUAUUUUCUAGCGGUUUUAGUGUUCAACGUAUCCCAACCUUCAUAACCUCCAAUAGCAACGUGGGCUGCUUCAAUUAUGUCAAAAAUAUCUUCAGUAGGUAAAUAAUAUUGAAAUUUGUUCGAGAUUUCUAGUUUUAACUGAAUUUAGCAGUCAAACAGAGGAGUGCGGUCCAUGGAAGCGGGGGAAGCACCGCUUCCCUAUUUAUACUUCGAUAUAAGAAAAUAUAUUAUUAAUUAAUAUUUAAUAAUCAAAAGUUUUUCCCUAAUCCAAGUAAUCUAUAUAUUACCUAGGCAAUAGGCAUUGAAAAAUAUUAAAAAUUAAUCGCGUACGAACGAACUCAAUAUGCACACAAUGCAACUAUUCGGUCCACUCCUGACAGAAGCGCAUCUCAAAAUCGCCGCUUGUCAUGCAGUUGUCCCGUUUAAAAAUUGGUCAGCAAUGACCGCACCCACUAGUCGCGCGAAUUUUGGAGCCCUCUGGAAGCGAUCGUCCUAUCGCCUUCCAAAAGUGAGAUGUUCCGACUCCUAAGGGGUGCUUAGGUCAACAUACAUUCGCUUAAAGAAUAUUUCGAUUUAAAUUUUUUGCAGAGAUUUUUCCUUUUACUGAUCUUUUAUUUAACAUUUUACAGAAGUCAAAUGACAUUGGAUUUUGUAUAAGACAAAUUGAUGACUUUAUUAAUACGAUAAUUAAAAAAACGAGAGCAGUUUAAAAAUAUUUGGGAUAAAACUGAAAAUAUGGGGUUUGAACAAGAAAGAAAAAUAAUGAAGAUUGAUAAUGUCGGAGAGAGAGAGAACAGAGGAAACAGAGAUACCUUUUGAUAAUAUUCUACAACAAAUGAAUUCUAGCUUUCAAAAUUUUAACGACUUAAAAUUUGUAGAAUUAUAAUAUAAUAUAAUCUUAAUAUUUCUAAUUAUAAUUUAUCAAAAUUCCCCACAGAGGAAUUUAUUUCACUAUACGAUUAAAUAGUGAAAUUUUUUUGAUAUCCCAGCUUUGCAUUCUCAGUUAAGUGUCGUUUAUGAAACAACUGACAUUAGUGAUAAUUAUAACUACUGGUUUAAACAAGUCACUGUGUGAAGUGGUCAAGUUGUGUGAAUUAGUACUAACUAUCCCAGCCACACGUGCAUCCAUUAAAAGUUUCAAAUUAAGAGUUUAAAAUAAAUUCAACAAGCGAAGACAGACUUUGAAAGUUAGCCCUAUUUGGACUGCAUUCAACAAUAAUCAGUUGAUAGGAGAAUAGACCUAAAGUAUAAAUAAGUGUCAUAUUAUUGAAAGUUGUGUGUUGUGGAGAAUGCCUCGGAAUAUAAUUUUUUUUUAAAUAGAAUUCUUCUUUAGGAAACCAAGCCCGGCGCGAGGACUCAAGGCCCGAGCUAGCAAUACAGAUCAAUGCUAGGUCACUAGUCACUAGAAAUAGCGGAAAUAGAGUGCCUCACGCAUUGAUCGGUGUAGGAUUUAGUGUGUGAGUCCUUGUACCCAGGAAGUCUCACAUAAGCACUUUGCUGAUAGAGAGCCCCUGCGCAUCAGAGUGUUAUCAGGUGGGAAGUGUCUCGACCCUCGACCCUUAAGAAAAUAAUUUUAUAUCCUUAUUGAAUCGCUUCCCCUUUCGAAAAAGUCACCGCACGCCACUGCAGUCAAAUGUAGUUUUGCCUAGUUAAAACUAGAAUUGUCUAAAGCGCAUAGUUAAAACUGGUUUUUACUAGUUAAUUCGGGUUUUAACUGAAAUCGGGUUUUAACGGUAACAUACACAUCGACAUUCGUUUCACUUUAGGUUUUGACUUAAUUUGUUUGAAAAUAAGUCGUGACGCAUGGGAAAAGUUAUAGCGGACGAACAAUAAAAAUUACUUAAUUAUUAUCUAUAUAUUAAACGUAAAUUAAACCAUUUUUGAAUA
Molecule: messenger RNA, 4117 nt
Organism: Diabrotica virgifera virgifera (western corn rootworm)
Lineage: Eukaryota; Metazoa; Arthropoda; Insecta; Coleoptera; Chrysomelidae
Exons: 2
Coding region: 89-1288 (399 amino acids)
Source: RefSeq, a predicted model, not a curated record